GGGGGACCCUGAGGCACCCGGGGGUUACCGGAAGGGAUGGAGGGGCUUUGGAGCGUCUGAGAGGCCCUCCUGAGCCCCCUCCCCACCAUGUUCCUGCUGCCCUGCUCUGCCCUCGCCCUCCUCCUCCUCACCUGCCUGGCUCUGGAGCCGGCCCCGCGCCGCCCCCCGCCCUCCAACCCCGCGUUCCGCGGCUUCCAGCGGCGCUUCCUGCUGGGCUAUCUGCCGGCGCUGGCCGCCGACUGGCUGCAGGGCCCGCUGCUCUUCCAGCUGCUGCACAGCCGCGGCUUCCUGCGCAGCCAGAUCGCCGCCCUCUACUCCUGCGGCUUCGCCUCCAACGUCGCCUUCGGCCUCGUCUCGGGGCUUUUUGUGGAUCGGCUGGGCCGGAAGAAAUCCUGUGUGCUGUCGUCGGGGCUGUGCUCCGUGUCCUGCCUGCUGCAGCUCUCCCACGAUUUCGGGGCCCUGGCGGCCGCCCGGGUCCUGGCGGGGCUCGGCACCUCGCUGCUCUUCUCGGCCUUUGAGUGCUGGUACCUCCACGAGCACCUGGAGCGCCACGACUUCCCUGCCGAGUGGAUUCCUGACACCUUCUCGCGCGUGGCGCUCUGGAACAGCGGCCUGGCCGUGGCAGCCGGCCUGCUGGCCUGGCUGCUGGCCGAGGUGCUGCCGCUGGGCCCCGCAGCCCCGUUCCUGGCGGCGCUGCCCUUCCUGGCUCUCUCGGGGAUCUUCGCCGCGAAAAACUGGGAUGAGAACUACGGCAAGAGCCGGCCCUGCGGGAAGGCCUGCGGGGAAGGCCUUCGGGGCCUCGUGUCCGAGCCCCGGGCGCUGCUCCUGGGGCUGGUGCAGGCCCUGGUGGAGAGCAUCCUGCUGAUCUUCGCCUUCCUUUGGACGCCCGUGCUGGAGCCGCACGGGAUCCCGCUGGGAAUCGCCUUCUCGGCGUUCACGGCCGCCAGCGCCGCGGGCUCGGCGCUGUUCCGGCGCGGCGCCACCGGGAGGCUCCGGCUGCAGCCGCUGCGGCUCCUGCCCGGCUCCGUGCUGCUGCUGGCGCUGGCCCUCGUGCUGCUGGCCCUGCCGCUGGACGCCGCCGGCGAUUUCCUCGCCGUGCUGCUGCUGCAGCUCUCCUGCGGGAUCUACUUCCCGGCCAUGGCGUUCCUGCGGCGCCGGCUGGAGCGCGGCGGGGACGCGGCGGGAGGGGCGCGGUGGCUGCGGCUGCCCCUGGGCCUGGCGGUGGCGCUGGCGCUGCCGGCGCUGCCCGGGGACCCCGCGGGGACGCGCGCCGUGCUCGGGGCCGCCGCCCUGGCGGCGCUGGUGGCGCUGGGGACGGCCGGGGGGGUCCUGGGCACCAGCCGUGGGGACGAGGGGCUGAGGGUGGGGGACGAGGGGCUGCUCGAGGGGGACACGGGGGAGUGACAGGCGCACCGGGACAGGGACACUGGGACAGCUCAGCAGCGACACCUGGCUCUGGUGGGGACACUGGGACAGUUUGAGGGGGUCACCAAGGUGUGACAGGAACACUGGGCUGUGACAGAGACAGGGACACUGGGACAGCUCGAUGGGGACACCAGGG
Molecule: messenger RNA, 1561 nt
Organism: Melozone crissalis (California towhee)
Lineage: Eukaryota; Metazoa; Chordata; Aves; Passeriformes; Passerellidae
Gene: SLC61A1
Product: major facilitator superfamily domain containing 5
Exons: 2
Coding region: 88-1404 (438 amino acids)
Biological process (GO): molybdate ion transport
Cellular component (GO): membrane
Molecular function (GO): molybdate ion transmembrane transporter activity
Source: RefSeq, a predicted model, not a curated record